GGAAGAGGAUGGACGGGAUGGCGUCCGCAGUGUGGGUUCGUUGUCUCUUUACCAGGUCAAGAAUUCCAGACUCGGUAUUUCAGCCACGACCUGGAGAUCAUGAAAAGUAUGGAGGUGACCCUGAGCAACCCCACAAAAUCCACGUUGUUACUAGAAUAAAAAGUGUCAUUGGUCGCCCAUAUUGGGAAAAGAAGAUAAUACAUGAUCUUGGACUGGAUAAAGCGCAUCAACCAAGACUGCACAAAAAUAUCCCUUCUGUGAAUUCCAGACUGAAAGUUGUUAAACAUUUGAUAAGAAUACAGCCACUGAAACUGCCGUAUGGGUUGCCAACAGAAGAGGAAAUGUCGGACACCUUUCUUACCAGCAAGGGAGAGCUUAUCAUUAAACGGCAUCUGAAACCUGUGGAGCAGAAAGAAAUUAAAUCAUAAGGUGUGCUGAUUGGUUUUAUAUUUUAUAAAAUAAAUAAUUUGACUCCUGAGUGAAAAGUUUGUGUAUGAAAUGCAAGCUUAAUUCUUACCCUGUCUGGUAUGAGCGACAGAGGUGACACUGAUGCUUAAAGAAGGAUUACAUGUGUGCAGUUAUAAAAUUCGGUGUUGGUAAUGUUUGCCUGAAAUAUUAAAUGAAUGAUAGGC
Messenger RNA from Charadrius vociferus (killdeer), 632 nucleotides. It is a transcript of the gene MRPL30, whose product is annotated as mitochondrial ribosomal protein L30. The record is from RefSeq and is a predicted model, not a curated record. Bases 9 to 428 code for a protein of 139 amino acids. Gene Ontology annotation, molecular function: structural constituent of ribosome. The transcript has 4 exons. Lineage: Eukaryota; Metazoa; Chordata; Aves; Charadriiformes; Charadriidae. Gene Ontology annotation, biological process: translation. Gene Ontology annotation, cellular component: mitochondrion; large ribosomal subunit.